CUGCAGGUGAACAACAAUGAACUCUUCCUUCUAGAGGAGGCAAUAAGUGGAAAGAACAUAAUUAAUUGCGAUGUUCCAGUCUGUGACUAUCAACCCUGCAGAAAUGGUGCUACUUGUGUCAGUGAUUCUGAAGGCUGGUUCUGUGAAUGCCCUAAGCCCUACAGAGGAAAACUCUGUCAGGUCUCUGGAUGCCAGGUGAGCCCGUGUAUGAACGGUGCGAGCUGCGUACCAAAAGCCACUGGAGAUCCCGUCUGUAUUUGUCCCUAUGGAAGAGCUGGAGUCCUCUGUGAGGAAGCUGUGAACAUCACAUACCCGCACUUCAGUGGCACUGAUGAGUUCGGUUUUACCUCCUUCUUGGCUUAUCCAACGAUCCAGAAUAUCAGCUCCUUCUAUGAAUUCAGACUGAAAUUUACUCUGGCUGAUCCGGACCUGGCUACUAAGGACAACCUCAUCUUCUUUACUGGGCAGAAGGGUCAAGGUAGGCCUGAGCUAAGUCCACUUUGCUGAAGUGUUUUCCUCCAGAAAGGU
Mobula hypostoma (lesser devil ray) is the source of this 528-nucleotide messenger RNA. RefSeq names its product protein eyes shut homolog. NCBI's taxonomy places the organism in Eukaryota, Metazoa, Chordata, Chondrichthyes, Myliobatiformes, Myliobatidae. The coding region runs from base 208 to 507 and encodes 99 amino acids. The record is from RefSeq and is a predicted model, not a curated record. The transcript is spliced from 4 exons.